Molecule: messenger RNA, 2337 nt
Organism: Brienomyrus brachyistius
Lineage: Eukaryota; Metazoa; Chordata; Actinopteri; Osteoglossiformes; Mormyridae
Exons: 12
Coding region: 171-1304 (377 amino acids)
Biological process (GO): positive regulation of GTPase activity
Cellular component (GO): intracellular membrane-bounded organelle; plasma membrane
Molecular function (GO): GTPase activator activity; phosphatidylinositol bisphosphate binding
Source: RefSeq, a predicted model, not a curated record
CCGCGUGUCUCCGCAUGGUGCAGAAAUAUGCGGAACAGCAAGUUUGAACAGCCCCAGCCGCUGACUUCCUAGUGCCUGUCCUCCCAAAUCAUACCCUGGUGAAAAAGAAAUCGGGAGGCAGAUCAAACGCUCUGCGCUGCAAAUAUCCGUCAUUUGGCAAAGUGAAGGAGAUGACCGUGAACGAGAGGGCAGCCCGGGCUCUGAAGGAGAUUCUGCAGAAGCCGGGUAACGACGCCUGCGCAGACUGUGGGGCUGCCGAUCCGGAAUGGGCCUCCUGCUCCCUGGGAGUUUUCAUCUGUCUUGGAUGUUCCGGGAUUCACCGCAACCUUCCCGAGAUAGGCAAGGUCAAGUCCGUCACACUGUCCCGCUGGGAGGACUCUGAAGUGCAGUUUAUGGCUGAACGUGGCAAUAAAGCAAUGAAGGCCCAGUACGAGGUGGUGGUUCCUGUCUACUACUAUAAACCCACACACAAGGACUGCCAGGCGCUGAGAGAGCAGUGGAUCAGAGCCAAGUACGAGAGGAAGGAGUUCAGCACGGCAGGAGGGAAGCUUCCCUAUGAAGAGGGGAUGAGAGAAGGCAUGCUGAUGAAGAGAGGGCGCGACAACGGGCAAUUCUUCAGCCGGAGGUUCGUCCUCCUGGAGAGGGAGGGAACCCUGAAAUACUACGCCAAGCAGGACGCCAAGAUGCCCAAAGCAGUGAUCAAAGUGGACACCAUCAAUGCCACCUUCCAGCCUGAUAAGAUCAGCAACCCCAACGGCCUCCAGAUCACCUACCUGAAGGAGAACAUCACUCGCAAUAUCUUCCUCUACCACGAGAGCAGCAAGGAGAUUGUAGACUGGUUCAACUCCAUCCGGUAUGUUCAGUUCCAUUACCUGAAAGUGGCGUUCCCAGGAUCUUCUGACGCUGAGCUGAAGCCAAAACUGACGAGGAACUUUCUCAAGGAAGGAUACAUGGAGAAGACAGGCCCGAGGCAAACGGAGGGCUUCAAGAGACGCUGGUUCACGCUGGACUACCGGCGCCUGAUGUACUUCAAAGAUCCCUUGGAUGCGUUUGCCAAAGGCGAGGUGUACCUGGGCCACCGCGACCUGGGCUACAGAGUCUGCACUGGUCUCCCCACUGGCACCCACUGCAACGGCGCCUGGCAGCACGGCAUCACCAUCGUGACGCCGGACCGCAGCUUCCUGUUCACCUGCGAGUCCGAGUCCGAGCAGCAGGACUGGAUCUCCCACUUCAGCAGCGUCAUCGGCACCUCCAUGUCUCCCCAGGAGUAUUCCAUGGAGGCCCUCUUCAAGCACAAAUACUAACAGGGGCCGACGGCACCGCCAAUCAAGCAGCCAAUCGGCACGCAGCAGUGGGUUCCUCUGUUCUUCUUGGUACCACCCUCCCAGAAGCUGUAGCCUAACAACAACCGUCUUGCACCAGAGAGCUCCUGGGUAGCUGUGUGAACAUGCCCUUGUUAACACUCCGACAAGCGGAAAUCCCGAAAGACACUAGAGUUGCGUUCAACCAUGGCAGUUGUUCACAGAAGUUGUACAUGCAAGUUAUGUUCUGGUUUUCUUGCAUACAGUUGAUUCAAAAACACAAUGUUGCCAUAUUACAUGGAAUUAUAUAUAUUUUUCUGUAACCACCAUUGAAGCUGGUAGCUCUAAUCGAUCUUUGACGAUGUUUAAAUUCUCUUGCUUCCGGGUGAUCAAGCUCAAUGGACCUAUAAUUCUGGCUCCAGGCCUCUGUGGCAUAAGUGACAGUCUGCCUCUGAUAAAGGUGGCUGACCCACUAACCCAACUCACUCACGCCCCUGAGAAGCCAGAUCAGGUCCCUGUGUCACAUGGACUCAUCGUGAUGAAAGAUGCACAAGCGAUGGUCACCCACAGGCCAAGUUGGCACUCCUGCCCCAUUCUGAAAGUUGCAUCAGUUACAUUUCUGCCUUCAUCACCUAAGUAGAACGCUCUACAGCAGCUUUCUCUAGUCUGGUCCUUGCAGACUGGUACAUGUUUUUGCCCCCUCCUGGUUCCUGCUAGGACGGUCUGGCUGGAAACUGGAAGGAAGCAAAAAUGUGGGCUGUCUGGGGGUCACGGAGGACUGGGAAACAUUGCUUAAGAGACCCAGACUGAAUCGUGUUUCCACGUUAUUUUUGUCCCCAUGUUUAAUACUGUAGAUUUGUCACAACUUAUUAUUACUACCCAAAACCAUUUGUUCUUGUGAGUGACAGCCCAAUCGGCCAAUGGCACAAUUGAUCCUUAGACUCACUAACCUAUUGAGACACUACCUGUACAUCAUUUAAGGGUUUGGACAAGAUGGACAUGCCAAUAAAGAGUAUGGUCUUCUGUAAAUCAAUAA